Molecule: messenger RNA, 237 nt
Organism: Cinara cedri
Lineage: Eukaryota; Metazoa; Arthropoda; Insecta; Hemiptera; Aphididae
Source: the annotation of a GenBank genome assembly
AUGUCAACUCAAGGGGAAGAAGCAAUAAUUGUCACUUUUCGCAAGCAUAUACUUCUUCCUUUGGACAAUUGCCUUUAUUCUUUGCGGGCCAUAAUUCCUUGUUUAACUCGGUCUAGUUUGCAUCAUUGUUUGCAAAGACACGGCAUUAGCAUACUGUCAGAUGUUGAAGGAGAGAUAAAAGCCAAAAAGAAAUUCAAGCUAUGUCCAAUCGGUUAUUUCCAUAUUGAUAUCGCAGAA